Astyanax mexicanus (Mexican tetra) is the source of this 2988-nucleotide messenger RNA. RefSeq names its product zinc finger protein 239-like. The transcript has 2 exons. Bases 369 to 1139 code for a protein of 256 amino acids. The record is from RefSeq and is a predicted model, not a curated record. Gene Ontology annotation, biological process: regulation of immune system process; negative regulation of transcription by RNA polymerase II; regulation of cytokine production. Lineage: Eukaryota; Metazoa; Chordata; Actinopteri; Characiformes; Acestrorhamphidae.
AUUUUCUUUCCUAUUUUAGUGAAAUACUUUAUUCUAAUUUGUAAAAUGAAAGAAAAGCCCCAUAGAAGUAGUUCUACGCUGUUUUAAAUGAGAGUUUUAGCUGUUUAGCUCCAUUCAGCGCGGUGAUGGGGUGUAAUGUGAUAUGGAGGGGGCGGAGCUCUACAUAACCCGAAUGAGGCUGAGCUUCGGGCUCUGCAGUUCUUUCGCAGCGCCUGAGGAGGAAGAGCAGGAUCAGCUGAACUACAGAAGAAUAAACAACCAGGAUAUUUAAUAAAGAACAGUGUUAAACUGCUGAAAGAGGUGAAGCACAAGCCAUCCAGAAGAAUCUCCAGAAAACGCAGAAAUUGUUUGCUACAUUUCACAGACAGAUGGAGCCAAGUCCCAACAUGGAGAAACAUCAGCACUCUGUCAAGAGUUUUACUAAACAGAGUGAUCUCAAAAAACACCAGCGCAUUCACACAGGAGAGAAACCGUAUCACUGCUCAGACUGUGGGAAGAGUUUUACUGAACAGAGUAUUCUCAAAAUACACCAGCGCAUUCACACCGGAGAGAAACCAUAUUACUGCUCAGACUGUGGGAAGAGUUUUACUAGACAGAGUGAUCUCAAACUGCACCAGCGCAUUCACACAGGAGAGAAACCGUAUUACUGUUUCGACUGUGGGAAGAGUUUUACUCAACAGGGUCAUCUCAAAAUACACCAGCGCAUUCACACAGGAGAGAAACCGUAUCACUGCUCAGACUGUGGGAAGAGUUUUACUAGACAGAGUGAUCUCAAAAAUCACCAGCGCAUUCACACAGGAGAGAAACCGUAUCACUGUUCAGACUGUGGAAAGAGUUUUACUGAACAGAGUACUCUCAAACUGCAUCAGCGCAUUCACACAGGAGAGAAACCGUAUUACUGUUUCGACUGUGGGAAGAGUUUUACUCAAAAGAGUCAUCUCAAAAUACACCAGCGCAUUCACACAGGAGAGAAACCGUAUCACUGCUCAGACUGUGGGAAGAGUUUUACUCAACAGAGUAGUCUCAAAAUACACCAGCGCAUUCACACAGGAGAGAAACCGUAUCACUGUUCAGACUGUGGGAAGAGUUUUACUUUACAGAGUGAACUUAUAUUACAUCAGUGCAUUCACAAAAGAUAGAAAAGUAUCCCAAAUCUGUUCCUCUGCCAUAAAAAAUGCAAACCUUAAAUCUUUCAGACAGCCAAAAACCCCUCAUCAUGCACAAAAUCUUCACUCUGUUACAAGAACUUCGUUUAAAAAUGGCUUUUUACAGGUUCAGAAAAAUGAAUCUUAUCCAGAGAUGAUGUUUACUGAAUUUCAUGCUGUGUUUUUAUGUAUGUUUGUAUACCUACAUUAGUUAAUGCAGAGCUCUUCAACACUUAGUGUUGUGUUUUAAGAAGUUUUUACACACAGAAUCAUAAAUGGUACCACUAACAGCAUAAACUAGGAACAUACAUUUUUACAAUUUUUUCAGUGAUAUGCUGAAUAAAUAGUAAAGCGAUGAUGCUAGCUCAGAGUAAAAUCGUAUAUUAAAUCUCAGCAUUAGCUUUAGAACUAAUAAUAAACAAAAGUGAGGAUUUUACCAUUCUGGGACAUUUUUAGGUUUAAAAAUUGAAUAUGCUUUGCCAUAAGUAGGAAAUGAUCAUUUGGUCAACUUAUGUCAUUUACAGCCUUAACACAUUCUCAAUUGUUUACAUAUAAAAACUUUCUUUAUUUUUUCCUCCACUCCACGUUUGUAGUUUGUAGUUGGAGCGAGGGCACUGCCAGUGUUUGCUCCAGAUGUUAGAUUAGCAUUACUUAGUCUUUUAAAAUUUAGAUGUCGUAGUUUAAAGGAGUAGAGUAUUCUUAGGAGUAGAGAAUAUUCUUAGCUUGCAACAAAAGGCCAACAAAAUCCUUUUCAGAGUUAAAAAGAAAAAAAAAAACGGUCUAGCUGUAGUUUCCAUACUGAAAGCAACACUCAGCAGGCUAUGCAGCAGUAAGACUGCAGGAUCCUUGAUUCCCUCUACUGCACAUGUGGCAAACACAAGGCCCGCGGGCCAAAUGUGGGCUCAUCCAAGCGAGAGCUUGUAAGAUCUUAGUGUCUAUAAUAAAUAGGUCAGAAGCGUUCUUUGACCAAAAACUACAUUUCCCACAAUGCUUGUCGAUUGUAUUACCCGUGAAGUUACGGCUUACUGCCACUACACGGCAGUGUAGUCAUUGAUGUGGAAACCCUGCCGGAGGGAAGGUGUAACUUCGCGGGUGGAAUUGAGACAUACAAACGUUUAUCCCAUAAUGUCCAGAAAAAGAGAAGCUGAUGCAGAUUUUAUAAAUAUAAUAAAUAUAAUUUUAUAUUUAUUAAGCCUUAUUUCAGUAUCAAACGUUUUGAUCAAAGUUAAUGUAACUUGUAUUUAAUGUCAUUUCUAUUCACUUGAAUAGUUUGGUUCUUGAUUGAUGGAGUUUUUGGAUUUCAUAACAUGACAAAUUAAAAGGAUUUAUGUUAAUAGAGCAACAAGCAAACAUUUUUUCCAUGCAACUGUAAUAUUUGAUUGAAUAAAUAGUAUAUUGAGAGUUAUUUAACAUUAAGGAGUAAUUACAUUCAUUUUAUAUUACACUUGGUUACAUUUUAUUACAUUUAUAAGUUACAUCUGGCCCUCAGAGGACAGCCAAUAUGCCAAUGUGGCCCUCGGCUAAAAUGAGUUUGACACCCCUGCUCUACUGGUUUUCUCAUUGGUCUAUGGUUCAGUCAGUCUGAUUAAAAAUCUGCAAGUUAAUCUACAGGGAUAUUUGGUUGUGUUGUGUUGCUAAAGUUAUAUACUCUGUUAUCUUUUCCUUAUUUGGUAUCGUUUUGCUAAAGGGUUUUUUUAUAUCUCUAAAGGUACUAAAAAUAUCUAAUCCAUUUACUUUAUUGAUUGUUUUAUCCAGUACCAGCUAUUAUCGUUGUUUUACAUCACCUUAUGUAUUUACUCAUAUUCAUAUCUAUGUGAUUCAAUAAAAGGCUUUUAUAUUGCAA